UGGAACUUAAGCUUCUCGUUUCAGCUCAGUCUGCUGCUGUCAUGGUGGAUAGAAAACAUCUGUGACCUGCAGCACGUUGGAUUCUAAGGAGUCGUGCCCGAAGAGAAAAUAUGUGAUGUACAGUGUGUGGGAAGAGUACCCCAACAGACUUGCGCCAGAGUAAAGUAUGCAGCUGCAGAAAGCCGCAUGGAGGGACAGCUUUGUUUGAGGAAGAACCUGGGACCAGGCUUGAGUUUGAAUACUGACUUUGUCUGGAUUUUAUCUUGGUCACUUGACUUAAUUCAUACGAUAUUAUGUUUAUGUGUUUUAAGCCCUAACAUAGGAGUUUCGUGUCUUCCAAAGUUCGUCACUCGCUGUCGUCUGGUAUUGCAAAAUCAGUUCCUUUUGUGGUUUUUCUGUCUCGUGCCUGCAUCCUGUUUGUGGUAUGACAGAGGCUUAAUAGCAAAUGUGAUGUGAUUGAAAGCACACUUUAUUACUGACUGGCAGCACUGGGAUCAAGGUUCACGUUGUGCCACAGAGUCAGGAGGAGGUAAUUUUUCAGUCUGGCAAAAAAUGUAAUAUCACUCUUCUGUGUGACUUUUGUUCCAAAACAAGCAACUGAUUCUCAAAGAACUACAAGUGCAGAACCUCAAGAGCAUCUGUGAUCAUUUUAAAAGGGGUCUGCUCUCCAGAGUCCUUUUGAUCUCCGGGAUAUUUCCGGAUCUGUAAGGAUUUCAUCCGGAUCCACUUGUGACUUGGUUUCUGUUGUUUGCAUCAGGUCUGUGUGGAAUGUCUGGCCAUCUGUAUCUCCAGAUGUGUAUUGAUGCUGGAACGAGACCAGCAUACUGUGACUGGGACACACAUGUAGACUUCGUCCUUGGAAGUAAGGGAUGUUAAUACCGUCACACAGCUGAUGAAUCCAGACUGACAAAUGGAGAGUUCGCACACACAGGCAGCUGGUUUCCGUGAAGAUCAGUCGCAUAUCGAGAGCCCUGUAGUGACUUCAUCCUUUGCCUUACAGCUAGAACUAGAAUGCAUUGAUGGAGGAGGCAGUUAUGACGUAGUUAACAACGCUGUGAUCUCAACGCCUGGCCCACAAAACUACAGAUCCCAAAAUGUGUCCUUGCGACAAAGCUGGGAGAUGAACUACCAAGAGGCAGCCAUCUACCUGCAGGAAGGAGAGAACAAUGAUAAGUUCUUCACUCACCCUCGAAACCCAAAGGCACUUGCGGCGUACCUGUUUGCGCACAACCACCUGUUCUACAUGAUGGAGCUGCUGACAGGCCUGCUGCUGCUGAUGCUCUCACUGUGCGAGGCUCCUGCUGUACCCUCACUGCGCCUGGAUGUCUAUACGUGUGUGUUACUGGUACAGUUUGUGGAGGCCAUAGUGGUUCUGAUCCGACAAACUUCUCACAUGCGAGUGACCAGAGCGCUCAGACCAAUAUUCCUGGUGGACUGUAGAUAUUGUGGUGCUGUGCGCAGAAACUUGCGUCAGAUCUUCCAGUCUCUCCCGCCUUUUAUUGACAUCCUCCUGCUGCUGCUUUUCUUCAUGGUUAUAUUUGCUAUUCUUGGCUUCUGUCUCUUCUCCACGAACACCUCUGAUCCGUACUUCAACACUAUGGAGAACAGCCUUGUCAGCCUGUUUGUGCUGCUGACCACAGCAAAUUUCCCUGAUGUGAUGAUGCCAGCAUACUCCAAGAACCGCUGGUCCUGUGUUUUCUUCAUUGUAUACCUCUCUAUCGAGCUCUACUUUAUCAUGAACCUGCUCCUGGCGGUCGUGUUUGAUACAUUUAAUGAUGUUGAGAAAAUGAAGUUUAAAUCUCUGUUGCUUCACAAACGCUCUGCUAUCGACCACGCCUUUCAGCUGUUAGUUAGCCGUCAGAGACCGAUGGGUGUGUCUCUGAAGCAGUUCGAUGGUCUGAUGCGUUUUUACAGACCACGCAUGUCUGCAAGAGACCGAUUCCUCACUUACAAAGCUCUUAACACAUCAGGGGCUCCCAUGCUCAGCCUGCAGGACUUUUAUAAGUUCUAUGAGGUCACUGGCCUUAAAUGGAAGGCACGUCGCAGUGGAGAACACUGGUUUGAUGAUCUUCCACACACAGCCUUCCUCAUUUUCAAAGGUAUCCAUUUGCUUGUGAAGUCAAAGGCCUUUCAGUAUACUAUGUAUGUGGUGGUGGCCAUCAACGGUGUUUGGAUCCUUGUGGAGACGUACCAGCUGAAUAGUGGAUUUUCCUGGUCCAAAUUGGUUCCCUGGAGUUACAUUGUUUUUCUGACCAUUUAUGGUGUAGAAGUGUUAUUGAAAAUAUCAGGUUUGGGGCCAGUUGCCUAUUUCAGCUCUGGGUGGAAUCUGUUUGACUUCUCUGUGACGGUUUUUGCCUUCUUGGGCCUCAUUGCUCUUGCCUUCGAUAAGGAGCCGUUCUACUUUAUUGUAAUUCUCAGACCGCUUCAGCUGCUAAGGUUAUUUAAGAUAAAGCAGAGGUAUCGUAAUGUUUUAGACACCAUGUUUGAGCUCUUCCCCAGGAUGGCCAGUCUAGGGUUGACAUUAAUCAUCUUCUACUAUUCCUUUGCUAUUGUGGGAAUGGAGUUCUUUGCAGAUGUGGUUUACCCCAACUGCUGCAAUACGAGCACAGUGGCCGAUUCCUACAGACUGAUCAACAACACACAAGGCAACAAAACAGUGCUGGAAGAGGGCUACUAUUAUCUCAAUAACUUCAACAACAUCCUCAGUAGCUUUGUGACUCUGUUUGAACUGACCGUGGUCAACAACUGGUACAUCACUAUGGAAGGAGUGACGUCUAUGACGAGCCACUGGAGCCGUCUGUACUUCAUGACUUUUUAUAUAGUUACGAUGGUGGUGAUGACCAUUAUUGUGGCGUUCAUUUUAGAUGCAUUUGUGUUCCGCAUGAACUACAGUCGCAAGAACCGGGAACCGCUAGAAAAUCCAGAGGAUGAGAAUGGGAUCGUGUUUGAAGUAGAGGUGAGUCGUGAUGACGUUCUCGCCGCUCUCGAGUUGUACAAACAGAUGUGCCCAGGAUCGUCUUCCCUCAGCUCUCUCCAGGGAGUCUUACAGACUAUGGACAAAAGUGGGCACUCGUCUUUAGUGUACCUAGGUCGCAGGUCUAGGACGAAGAGCGACCUCAGCAUGAAAAUGUACGAGGAGGAGAUACAGGAGUGGUAUGCAGAAUAUUCGAGGGAAGCCCUGCCUGAACCAGACCAAAGCCUGGAGCGGGAUCCAGACAGCCCCAUGCCUGACUUGUCUCCCUUCCCAGAGCCUCAGCUCAACUCACAGACUGGACCUCACAGCAUCAAUUAAUGCAAAGUUUGCUAGGGAAACAUGCACAUUGUCAUUCCAACGUUUUCCUUUAAAGGCAAAAUCAGGAAGCCUGGACUCCCAUAUUAUGUGUGCAUAUACUGCUGUUGGCCUUUUGUGCCCUAUGGUAAACCAUGACGCAUCUAAACCUGAUGCCUUAGUUUAACGACUCCUCUGAUCAGUAUUAACACACCCACUGAGUUUUCCAAAGACCGAACUAUAUAAACACUUAAUACUCCUUUUAGCUCAACUGAACAAAUUAUGACAUUUUCCCUCAACUAAUGUCUCAGCAGACUUAUAAUAUUUUACUUUUAUAUAACUUCGUAUUCUGUAAUGUAUUUGAGUUUAUUUGAAUAAACUGUUAGAACUUGU
Molecule: messenger RNA, 3661 nt
Organism: Pundamilia nyererei
Lineage: Eukaryota; Metazoa; Chordata; Actinopteri; Cichliformes; Cichlidae
Gene: tpcn1
Product: two pore segment channel 1
Exons: 25
Coding region: 911-3292 (793 amino acids)
Biological process (GO): monoatomic ion transport; transmembrane transport
Cellular component (GO): lysosomal membrane; endosome membrane
Molecular function (GO): monoatomic ion channel activity; voltage-gated channel activity
Source: RefSeq, a predicted model, not a curated record